CCUCUCCUUCUUUCUUCAUCGCUUUCUGUGUCUUCUCCUUUCUUCCUUUUUUUAAUGCUGUUUUGUGCUGCAGACCCAUUCCUCGGUUUGUUCUCUCGCUACUUUCCCACCCUUUCCGUAUAGCUGAAUCUGCAUUAUUUUUUUGUGAAACAAACAAACAGCGAUCAGACCACCGCUGCCACCGUUGGAUGCAUAGUCCUGUACCUCGCAUCUUUCCUUGUACCCGUCCUUGCACCCUUGUAUCCUUCCUUGUACCCAUUUACUGCACAUUCCUUCUUUGCAUAACACCAUGGCUACUUCUACACCCACUUCAUCUUCAUCUUCAUCCUCACGACAAACCGACAGCCAAAUCCAACUCAACAUCGAGCGCAAUCACCGCACACUCCCCCUCCCCUCAACCCUCUCACCCUCCCAGCCAUCUAAUUACCCUUCUAUCCCCCGUUUCCCCCCCACUGCCUCCAACAGGGUCAAUGGAACCUAUACCCUCACCACCCCCACUGCCCGCAGCAAUACCCCUCAUUCACGCAUCGGAACCAGUAGUGCAUCAAGUUCUCCGCCAGGAACACCUCCUAGUGGUUUACGAAAGUACUACCUCAAUGCUGCGUUCCAACGGUCUCAGCAUCCCAUCUACCCCAUGGGCUCGGGUUCAGCACCUGGACCGUCUACAACGCUACAUCGUCCUAGUAUCUCGAUCUCUAUCCCGCUGCAGAACACAAGGAUCCAGGUCCCGAGGCCAGCACUGGCGAAAAGGUCUUAUUCUGCGGAUCAGCUGAAGACGAACGAGCCAGAGAUCAUGGUGACAACGCCUGGGGGUACGAGCUCGACAGAGAGUCAUGUCCUGACCUUGCAGCGCGCGCUUUCUGACCUGAUCGAGAAUGAGAGCAGAGAAGAAGAGGUCGAGGAUGAGAUCCUCGAUGAUGGGCCUAUCACCAUGAGGACACGGAAAUCACCAUCGCCUUCGUCGUCAUCUACUCCGCCAGGGACACCUCCCCACAAGAAGGGCGCUACAAAAUACCCAAAGGUAGUUGUCGAUCGGCUGGAUCCUGAGAAGUCCCCGGCGGCGACGGCUCUGCUGACACAUGGAGCCGGAGGAUCGGAUGUGACGUUGGCGGCGACCGCGGAUAUGGCAGAGAAGGAGACACGGAGCAGUAGCAGUAGCGUCAAGGCUAAGAAGAGGGCCAUCAGUCGACUCUCGAAAUUCCUGUAUCGGGAUGCGUCGAUGGCUCCAGUAGAUAAUCAGGAAUAUAACCUAGCUACGAACACGAACGCUGAUCUCACUCGACAGCCAUCCAAGGGCGGUGUGCUCAGCAACUUGCUGAAACUACAGGGUAGCGGGCGUCAAUCCAAGCGUGUGUCGCGAUCAAAGACAUCCAAGGAGAAAAAAAUAAAGCGCCCGGUUCUGUACAGUCGCUCCGCUAACCACUCGGCCGCCUCCCUCCACACCAAAUCCGUCUUUGGGACCUACCCACCCUUGCCAGCAACACCCUCCCAACCACCAAUGACGACCGCCACCACCACCCUCUCGAACUUCCAGCCCAACCCCCGCAACAACACCGGCGGUCGCGUCCCCAUCCAAUUCGACAACUCCUUUGGCCAAUCCUUCUCCGCCAUGAACUCUCCCUUCCAAUCCCCCAAUAUCUCGCCCCGUGGAUCCUUCUCUGCCGGCGAGAACGCCUUCUUGUUUGGCGCCUCCGGUAGCGGGACCAACAGCCCCGGCAGUAUCGGCAUCGGUGUCGCGGCCCUGUCGAACGAAGAAAAGAUGCGGAUCACGAUUGCGGUCGCAGAUAUCCUUGAACGCCAGGAUUAUAUCCUACGACUGGCCAAGUCCAUGAUCAAAUACGGCGCACCCUCACACCGGCUCGAAGCUGCGAUCGACCAUUCCGCCCGGACGCUCGAACUCAACCUCCAAUGUGUCUACCUUCCGAACGUGAUGAUCAUCGCCUUUACGGAUUAUGAGACCCAUACCUCGGAGACCCAUCUCCUCAAGGUCUCUGCAGGGCUAGAUAUGUACAAAUGUGCACUCGUCCAUCAGGUCCAUAAGCUGGUGACCCAUUCCUCAAUCCCUGUGGAGGAGGCGAUCAUGAGGUUGGACGCGAUCAACUCGGAAAAGGACGCGAAUCCUCGAUGGCUCACCGUGCUGGCCUAUGCGGUAGCAUCCUUUUGUACCGCACCCAUGUUCUUCAAGGGCUCUUGGAUUGAUGCAGGGGUUUCCUUCUUGAUCGGCGGCGCUGUUGGGAUGCUAGUCUGGCUCUCCGAAAAGGCUCCCAGUUACGCCCAUAUCAGCGAGAUCACCAUAUCCGUCAUCGUCGCCUUGGUUGCAGAAGCACUCCAUCGCUAUAAUGUCUGUCAGGGCGCCGUCAAGCUGGCUGGGAUCGUCAUCAUCCUCCCCGGGUACACUAUCACCUGUGCAAUCCUCGAACUCAGUUCCCGACACAUCAUCUCGGGUUCUGUCCGACUCUUCUACGCCAUCAUGUUCUCGCUCUUGCUCGGGUAUGGUCUCACCAUCGGUGCCUCGAUCUGGACGCUCUUCGAUCCUUCGAGCCAGGGCGAAAAAUUCACGAACACCUGCCCCUCGGACCCACUCGAUCCGAAAUGGAACAUUCUCUUCGUCCCUCUGUUCGCGAUCUCGCUCAAUAUCUGGAUAAAGGCCCACGCACGACAGUGGCUCCUGGCCACGAUCCUCUCCAUCGUCGGUUACGCCGUUAGUUAUUCAUCCUCGACCUACGCGGGUGCCAAGACUGAGGUCUCCUCGGCCCUCGCGGCCUUUGCGAUCGGGCUCCUUGGGAACGUGUACCAGCGAUUGACAAGACAGUUGACUUUCCAGGCCGUGGUCUGCGCGGUGUUCUUUUUGGUCCCCGGAUCCAUGGGUCUCAAGGGGGCCAUGUCACUGUUCACGGACGACAUGACCGGCGGAGUGAACUUUGCACUCCAGAUGGUGAUCACGGCGAUCGCGAUCAGUGUCGGACUCUUUACCUCGGCCUUGGUUGUUUAUCCCAUGGGCAAGAAGACUCGCUCCGCUCAAAUGACUUUCUAGGAUACAGACAGAAAGUGCUAUGGCCUUUUGCAGAUAAAAUAUACAAUAUGA
Messenger RNA from Gamsiella multidivaricata, 3085 nucleotides. RefSeq lists its product as uncharacterized. The record is from RefSeq and is a predicted model, not a curated record. The coding region runs from base 290 to 3034 and encodes 914 amino acids. NCBI's taxonomy places the organism in Eukaryota, Fungi, Mortierellomycota, Mortierellomycetes, Mortierellales, Mortierellaceae. Gene Ontology annotation, biological process: transmembrane transport. Gene Ontology annotation, molecular function: transmembrane transporter activity. The transcript is spliced from 2 exons.